This is a messenger RNA of Plutella xylostella (diamondback moth), 1715 nucleotides long. RefSeq names its product Actin-related protein 3 (gene Arp3). NCBI's taxonomy places the organism in Eukaryota, Metazoa, Arthropoda, Insecta, Lepidoptera, Plutellidae. The record is from RefSeq and is a predicted model, not a curated record.
UUAUUUUUGACAGAAAAAUCCUGUUCGUGGAAGAAAGUUAUCACCGCGCCCUAUUUUGUUGAUAAAAUAAACAAUAAAGUUCAAAUUGAAUACUAUAAAAAGUCAAUAAUUGAUUACAUUAAUCUGGAAUCAUGGGUGAUCACUUGCCAGCUUGUGUUAUCGACGUGGGGACCGGCUACACGAAGUUGGGCUUCGCCGGCAACAAGGAGCCCCAGUUUAUCAUUCCCUCUGCCAUAGCGAUAAAGGAAACUGCGAAGGUUGGCGACCAAUCCACACGCCGAAUGACCAAAGCGGUCGAAGACCUAGAUUUCUUCAUCGGCGACGAAGCGUUCGACGCGACUGGCUACUCCGUCAAAUAUCCGGUGCGUCAUGGCCUCGUCGAAGACUGGGACUUGAUGGAGCGGUACAUUGAACAAUGUAUCUUCAAAUACUUGCGGGCGGAACCAGAGGAUCAUCACUUCUUACUCACUGAGCCACCUCUAAACACGCCUGAGAACAGGGAGUACUUGGCAGAGAUAAUGUUUGAGUCAUUCAAUGUGCCUGGUUUGUACAUCGCCGUGCAAGCUGUAUUAGCGCUCGCUGCGUCGUGGAAGUCCCGCACUUCUGCUGAACGCACGUUCACCGGCAUUGUAGUGGACAGCGGUGAUGGAGUCACACACAUUGUGCCAGUAGCAGAAGGUUAUGUGAUUGGUUCCUGCAUCAAGCACAUCCCUAUUGCAGGAAGGAACAUCACCUCUUUCAUUCAGUCCCUGCUUCGUGAGCGAGAGGUUGGAAUCCCUCCAGAACAAAGUCUGGAAACUGCAAAAGCUAUCAAAGAGAGGUACAGCUACAUUUGUCCCGACAUUGCCAAAGAGUUUGCCAAAUAUGACUCUGAUCCAGUGAAAUGGAUGAAAAAAUAUACUGGUGUAAACACAAUUACUAAAAACCCAUUUUCUGUUGAUGUGGGUUAUGAGAGGUUCUUGGGGCCUGAAAUUUUCUUCCACCCUGAGUUUUCGAAUGCUGAUUUCACAGUGCCCCUAAAUGAAAUGGUGGAUGAUGUGAUCCAGUCAUGCCCUAUUGACGUCCGGAGAGGCCUAUACGGGAACAUUGUGUUGUCAGGAGGCUCUACUAUGUUUAGAGACUUUGGCAGGAGGCUGCAAAGAGAUAUAAAGAGGACUGUAGAUGCAAGACUGAAGCUAUCAACAAUGCUAUCUGAGGGACGGAUCACACCGAAACCCAUUGAUGUCCAAGUGAUAUCUCACAACAUGCAGCGGUAUGCAGUGUGGUUUGGUGGCAGUAUGCUCGGCUCUACGCCCGAGUUCUACCAGGUGUGCCACACCAAGCAAGCAUACAUGGAGUACGGACCCAGCAUCUGUAGACACAACCCUGUGUUCGGUACCAUGACAUAAACCCCUCAGCUGCCAGUAUUGAGUCAUUUAUGAUGAACAACUAAUAUUUAAGUGUAACUAUGAAUUUAUCUUUAGGUUUCUACUUUUGAGUACUUCAAUUUUAGUAUUAAUUUUUAAUUAAGUGAAUAAAAUUGUUUUAAUAAACAACAAUAUUAUAUUGCAUAUAGAAGACAAUAAAUUAUGAUUAUUAUGUUCACAUACCUAUGUAUUUUGAGAUUCUUCAGUUUUUAAUACAUUGUAUUUUAUGUAGCUGGGCGCAUUGUAAUAAAUUUAUAGCAUUUAAUAUUGCAUUCCAGCAUUUACCAAAUAAAAUUACUUUCUUUUAAC